AUGGGCAUAUUCAGGCGAACUUUCCAGGCCCUACAGGUCCCCACGGAUCCUGGGCUGACCACGGCCGAGUUGAUGUUAACGAAUGAUGACUUGAAGCCAGUGGAACGAGACAGACGACAGUGGAAAUGGCUGAACUUUGUGGCCUUCUGGAUUGCCGAUUCAUUCAACGUCAACACAUGGAUGAUCUCGUCGGCCAUGAUCGUGGACGGCCUGUCCUGGUGGCAGUCCUGGCUGUGUGUCUGGUUUGGCUACGGCAUUGCGGCGGUGUUCGUCGUUGCCAUGGGACGAAUUGCAACCAUUUACCAUGUUCCUUUUGCAGUGGCUAACAGAGCAUCCUUUGGGAUCUGGGGAUCCUUCUGGCCUAUCCUCAAUCGAGCGGCGAUGGCUGUAAUCUGGUAUGGUGUUCAGACAUACCUUGGUGGCCAAUGUGUCACCUUGAUGAUCGAAGCCAUCUGGCCCAGCUACAAAAAUAUCCCCAACAAUAUCCCCGAGAGUUCCGGCGUGACGACGAUGGAGUUCACCAGUUUCUUCCUCUUCUGGCUGGGCUCCCUGCCUGCCCUCUGGUUCCCCAUCUACAAGAUCCGACAUCUCUUCACCGUCAAGGCAUAUUUCUCCCCAGCAUGCGGCAUCGCCUUGUUCGCGUGGGCUAUUGUCCGGGCGCACGGGAUGGGCCCUAUCAUCCACCAGCCCAAUACCGCCCAUGGAAGCCAGCUCGCCUGGGCAGUGGUGAAAAGCAUCAUGAACUGCAUUGCCAACUUUGCAGCAUUGAUCAUCAACAAUCCGGAUUUCAGUCGAUAUUCACGCAAUCCAAAGGACGCGGUCUGGUCGCAGCUCAUCACGAUCCCGGUUGGAUUCGCAGUGACUUCGUUCAUUGGCAUUGUCGUUACCUCGUCGUCGACUGUGAUCUUUGGCAAGUCCGUCUGGAACCCGCUCAUCCUGAUGGAGAUGUUCCUUGAGGACGCGAGUUCGGCCGAACGAUUCGGUAUCUUCGUUAUUGCUGCUGGGUUUGCGCUGGCGCAGCUGGGAACGAACAUUGCUGCCAAUUCGGUCUCUGCUGGUACUAACCUGUCUGCCUUACUCCCUCGAUUCUGCACGAUUCGCCGUGGAGGAUACGUCUGUGCAGCUAUCGGUCUUGCCAUGUGUCCGUGGACCCUGGUCGCCUCGUCCAACAAAUUCACCGUCUACCUCUCGUCGUACUCCGUCUUCCUCUCCUCCAUCGCGGGCGUCAUGGUCAGCGACUACUACCUCGUCCGCAAGGGCUACUACGACCUCCCCUUGCUGUACAGCGUGCAGAAAGACGGUCCGUACUACGGACACAUGGGGGUCUCCUGGCGCGGCUACACAGCCUACAUCUGCGGUAUCAUGAUCAACGUAGUCGGGUUCGCGGGGGCCGUGGGCGCAAACGUGCCCAUCGGCGCCGAAUACAUCUACAACAUCAACUACUUCUCCGGGUUCAUAGUGUCGGGGGCCAUAUACUGGGCGUUGGCGCGGGCGUUUCCCGUUCCCGCCAUGAGCGAUGAAUGGAAUGAGAUUCCGUAUGAGGGCGGGUCGAUGCAUGUUGCCGAGGGAAAGGAGAUUGCCGAGGCUGACCACGUUGAGGAAGCUGAACUUCAGGUCUAG
Molecule: messenger RNA, 1620 nt
Organism: Aspergillus versicolor CBS 583.65
Lineage: Eukaryota; Fungi; Ascomycota; Eurotiomycetes; Eurotiales; Aspergillaceae
Product: nucleobase cation symporter-1 family protein
Exons: 6
Coding region: 1-1620 (539 amino acids)
Biological process (GO): nucleobase transport; transmembrane transport
Cellular component (GO): plasma membrane
Molecular function (GO): nucleobase transmembrane transporter activity
Source: RefSeq, a predicted model, not a curated record